Messenger RNA from Epithele typhae, 1146 nucleotides. RefSeq lists its product as uncharacterized. Gene Ontology annotation, cellular component: cytosol; nucleoplasm; centrosome. The record is from RefSeq and is a predicted model, not a curated record. Lineage: Eukaryota; Fungi; Basidiomycota; Agaricomycetes; Polyporales; Epitheliaceae. The transcript has 5 exons. Bases 1 to 1146 code for a protein of 381 amino acids.
AUGGCCACAAAUGACGAUGAAGAUAUCUCUCCCGCCGACCUCCAGGUCCCGGUCCAAUUCGCCAACUACGACGACCUGACCGAGGCGGACAUGGUCAUCAGGUUGGAAGAGUGGAAACAAAAGGCUUGCCAUGUUCUGAUCGGCCUAAGUGAGCGAGUACGCUUGCAGCAAGACGGCUUGGACUCCUCAGAACACGCCAGAGUGAUCUACACGGUUGCUGCGUUUUACGGCGACGGUCCAUGGGUUCUAGCUGCGUCUCGAGAAGCAGCUAAAGGUAUGUUCUCCCUCCUGAAGGUUGAUCACCGCGUCCUCUCAGAACACAUCAAGCCUGUGUUUCGAGCCAACCCGCAUCCAUCCCUCAAUGUCGAGACUGGUCGCAAGCUUCCCCAAGACGCUGGCGGUCCUAUGGGAUUCCUCGACUAUCUCGAGGGUCAGGUGUGGAAAUCAUACCCGGCUAUCGCAAAUGUCAUUUCUUGGUGCCUAUUGCAGACCGAUCAAGGUGCAAUCGACAAGCUGUGGCAUCUCUUCAUCCCCCCGAUAAUGACAUUCCUCGACGAUCAUGUUGCCAAGUACAAGUUACAAGGCGUACGGCUCGCUGCUCAGUUGCUAGAUGUGGCCCCACCGGAUCUCCUGCGGCGUACGGGGAUCGAUAUUCUCCUCCGCAACUCCUUCAAGACGGCUCUGACGUUCCUACACAACCCCGAAACUCCACAGUUGAUCCGUGCCACAGUGCGAGCGUAUCUUAGGCUCACCGCACUCACAACUGCCAACGGAUCUGAGGCUCGCUUCGAACAUCUAAGUUCUCUUUUGGGCGACAGUAUCAUGGGGAACGUGUGGGUUCAUGCCGCAAGGGAUCCUGACUCGUUGCAGGCCUCCGUUGAGGUGCUCCCAGAAAUCAUUGGCUUCCUGGGGAUCGGAACGUCACGGUACCUGAAGGGCCUUAUUCCUCAACUCGUCUACACAAUCACCCCGUCCGCCGAGAAUGGGGCUCAGGUGAUAUACAAGCUAUCAUCCUUGACAGCCCUCGGCGCAGUUAUGGACGCAUGCGCUCCUCGGAUACGUAGAUGGAAAUCCGUCAUAUUAGAUGGUCUCCUCCGAUGUUGGGUCGAGUUGGCGGAGCAAGGCCCGAAGGAGACUGGCGCGUAA